This is a messenger RNA of Bufo gargarizans (Asiatic toad), 1087 nucleotides long. Its product is annotated as N-acetyllactosaminide beta-1,3-N-acetylglucosaminyltransferase 2-like. The record is from RefSeq and is a predicted model, not a curated record. The transcript is spliced from 2 exons. NCBI's taxonomy places the organism in Eukaryota, Metazoa, Chordata, Amphibia, Anura, Bufonidae. Gene Ontology annotation, cellular component: membrane. Bases 141 to 1031 code for a protein of 296 amino acids. Gene Ontology annotation, molecular function: protein N-acetylglucosaminyltransferase activity.
UGAAACGUAAACAUCUCUUGGCAAUUUCUAUUCUUCUUUCUGCCACAAUCAUCCUGACAUUUAAAUCUUUUGAACAUUCGUUCCUAAGGGUGUCCGCACAUUUAUAUAAACUGCCCAAUGUGACCCUCAUUACUCCAGUGAUGAGACAGUCAAUAACUCUACAUGAUAGAGGCCAUGAUUACCCCUUGAAGCUCUCCAGCUUUGAGUUGGAGUUCCCACACCUGCAGACAUAUCAAUGCUCAGUGAUUCUCAGUCCACCUGUUACCCCGUACGAUGACGAUGACUUACAGCUCAUAUUAAUGGCCAUCAAAUCCCAUCCAAGAGAUGGACUAAGGCGAUCAGCUGUACGACAGACCUGGGCCCAAGAACAAGAGAUGAAAGGCUACAAGCUGAGACGGCUCUUUCUGGUGGGGAGAACGGAAAGUUCAGCACAAAUGGAGAUAUUGAAGGUGGAGAGCUCCAUGUACGGGGACAUACUACAAUGGGACAUGAUGGAAGGACAUUACAACCUAUCACUGAAGGAACGCUGCUUCCUGGAGUGGAUGAACCACCAGGUCCCCGAAGUGGAUUACAUAUUCAAGGGUGACGACGAUGUAUUUGUGAAUCCAGAGCUGGUCGUAGAUCUUAUUAAUGUUUUUGGAUCUCCAGAUAUAAUCCAUGGUUACCAUCAGCAUCGUCCACCUGUUAUGCGUUCCACCAAAUACAGGAUCACUGAGGACCUCUAUCCAGUGAAAUUCUAUCCUGGCUUUGUGUCUGGUGGAGGCUUCAUCUUCUCAGGACCCUCAGUGCCCAUUCUCUAUGAAUCCUCCCGUGUUAUGCCAGUUUUCCCUCUGGACGAUGUGUAUUUUGGCUUCUUGGCUUUGGCAGCAAAUUUGACGUAUAGACACGACCAUCGUUUCUAUGUGCGGGGGCUGAAAUAUGACGUUUGUACGUACAAGGAAGCAAUUGUUGUUCACGGAAUAGGUCCGGAAAGACUGAUUAAUAUCUGGAGUGAGGUGACCAAGCACAAGUGUGACAAGGACAAAGGUUAAUGAGGAUGAGGAUCUGAUAAAAGAGCUUUUUUAAAUCUGUCAUAAACUGGGGUGAG